AUGGUGAAAUCAUUGAAUUUGCCAAAGGAUGAUUGCACGCUGAUUUACCGUCGCAAAUCGUCGGGCAGCUCGCCGCACGCACACGCCGCACACGCAGCGAUGCAACAGCAUGUGGCACAGCAACAUUUGCAUCUGUAUCAGCAACAUGUUGCCGAUAGUUCGAUGUAUCAGCUGUCGGAUGAUUUCGAGUGUCAUGCGGAUGGUUCGCUUCUGCUCAGAAUACCCGCGCCGCAUCCCGUGGCGCCGUCGCGCGGCUAUUCACAUCGCCUGGGGGGCAAAAAACGUGCCACCGCAUGCUCGGAGGCAACAACGCCGCUGUCCAGGGAACACCAGCAUCCGCACCAGCAACUGCACGACUUUGCCAUGGCGGAGAGCAGCGGCGGCUCGGGUGGCGGGCAUACGACCUUCACGCGGCUGGCCAAAUUGCUGCAUCAAUCAAGAUCCAAUCUGCUGCCGCCACCGCCGAUGUUGCACGGCGACAAUUUCUUUAUGGAGGCGCCACAGGGCAAUAGGAAUACGGAGCUGGGCCUGGGCGAGGAGGCGCCGCGUCGUUUGUCCUGGGAAAGGCGCAAGGACAGCAGCGCGUUGCAACGCUCGGCCAGCAUUGAUUCCUUUGCGGAGAUUGUGUUUAGCGACCUACCACGCCCCACUCUGGCCAUCCCAUGCAAUGUGGCAGCAACAGCAGCAGCAGCGCCCACACCCUUCAGCAAACGCCCCUCGGCCAGCAGCUUGUAUUCCACGUGCAGCAGCAUUGCCGCCGCAACGGCCGCCUCCGGGCAAGUGCACGCCCAGCUGAAUGUCAAUUACGGCGACCUGGCGGCACAUCCUCAGCCCGGCAAUUGCAGCAGCAGCAGCAGCGCCGCCAACAGCCGUCGCGAGAGCAUGCUCAGUCCGUCCUCAACGCGACGCAACAAGCUGACCAGAAUCAUUAAUGGUAAGUGA
Molecule: messenger RNA, 942 nt
Organism: Drosophila novamexicana
Lineage: Eukaryota; Metazoa; Arthropoda; Insecta; Diptera; Drosophilidae
Exons: 3
Coding region: 1-942 (313 amino acids)
Source: RefSeq, a predicted model, not a curated record